Molecule: messenger RNA, 745 nt
Organism: Eremomyces bilateralis CBS 781.70
Lineage: Eukaryota; Fungi; Ascomycota; Dothideomycetes; Eremomycetales; Eremomycetaceae
Exons: 3
Coding region: 29-550 (173 amino acids)
Molecular function (GO): fatty acyl-CoA hydrolase activity
Source: RefSeq, a predicted model, not a curated record
AGCCGUGUUAAUGUUUGAUUAGGACAGUAUGGGCCAUGUGAACAACGUGAUGUAUACCAGGUAUGCCGAAUCCGCCCGAAUAGAAUGGGCGCAGAAGAUCGCAACUUUUGUCGACCCUGCCCAUGGCGAUGAAUGGAGAGAGCUGUGGACGCCGCGAAGUGUAGGCUUGAUAUUACGGAGUAUCAAGACAGACUACAAAUUUCCUAUGACAUAUCCCGACCAUGUUACUGUCCUUCACAAGCUCCGCAACGCACCGGAUGGGCGAAUGGACCAUUUCAUCCUCGACGUGAUCAUCCUCUCCGAGCUGCAUCAACGGCCCGCGGCACGCUGCGUGGAGGACAUCGUGGUAUAUGACUACCAGCAGGGGAAGAAGGUGCCGCUGAAGCCGUUCAUGGUUGAUAUGUUCCACGAGACGUUCCGACUGCAGGAAGCAGCUAAGAAGUCGAACGGCGAAAAUAUCAGGAGACUUCAUGAGCGGGUGGAGGUGCUGGAGAAGGAAACGUGGGAUAGACCGGAUGCGAAAGAAGAUCUCGGGUCUGCUGCUCCAUGAUCCGGAAAUGCUUGAGGAUAGAUGGAUCGGCAAAGUGUGAUUCAUGUGGAUGUCAAAGGUUAUUGGUCGACUGACACUAUGUUGAUACUUUGAUGACGAUACAUGCAUGAAACGGGUAGGGACCACGAAACCAAGUUCUCCAAUGCGGAGUUUCGAGCAUGUCAAUAGUACUUAAGAAACCAAUGCUUGACUUGC